Pocillopora meandrina is the source of this 5462-nucleotide messenger RNA. NCBI's taxonomy places the organism in Eukaryota, Metazoa, Cnidaria, Anthozoa, Scleractinia, Pocilloporidae. The record is from the annotation of a GenBank genome assembly.
AUGGCGGCCACCAAAACCUCUGUCCCUGCGAACAAUCCACCUUUCGACGUGCCCGGCUGGUAAGGUUUUAGAGAUCACCUGGUUUGUUAUUUGGUGAUUAUAUGAACACACAAAUGAUAUCUCUCUCAGGGCAGGAAAACCACCACAGGGACUUCAUCUAGAUGUUAUGAAACAGACGAAUUUAGUGGAGGUAAACCUCUUAGAUCAAAACAAAUACCAAAGAUCAUGCUAUAGACACAAACACGUGUUAAGUUUUAUAGCUCAAUUAUUGAGAAGUAAGCUACUCUUUUUUUGUUGUCGAUUAUACGGUGCAUUAGUUAAUUUAAAGUCAUAUUGAAGGAUUUAUAUCCAUUAAAACAUUAAAGCUGAAUUAUACAUGCAUUUUGAUUGAUUGCUAGUUAUAUACAUUGAAGGACAGACGCAUAUAUCGUGUCACCACGUACGAAGUUUUUGCUCCCUUCCAUAAAACAAUUAGACCCCAUGGUUAUGUGCUUCUGUUCUGCAAUAAUCGUGAAGAUGUCAUUGUGUGUUAGAACAGCAGUAGUGUGUGCACUCUUGUGCUACUUUUUCGUUCUUCAAUCAAUUACUGAAAAGAUGCACUGUAACUUGGAAUUUCUCUGUCAUUUACUAUGGAGAGUCUAGGGAAAAAUAAAGUUAAAAGGUCCAUGAAUGAAUUCGAUACAUUGCACUAGAACAGACUGUGCUUCCAUAUCAGCUGGUUUGCAUGGUUUCAAUGUGCUAGAUCAGCAGUGGGUGAGCUUUAGGCAUCUCAUCUUGAGUAUAGAUGGGUGUUAUUACUCCUCAGACAGACUUACAGAGUAAUCUUUAAGCUUUGAUUAUGACACUGGGAGAGAUACUAACCCAUAUGGUUGGUCAUGAACAAGAGCCAAAUAUUUUCUUGUUAGUUCAUGCCAAGGAACUGAAAUGACUGCCAAGAUUAGUGGGUCACUUGGCACAAUAAAAUAAACCUUUUGAAAUAUUUUUGGUGACAACAUGAUUCAUUUCUAUGAUUACUAAUUAUGCUCUUUUAUUUUUGUCAUGAAAAUAUUUAUGCAAUUUUGAAUAUAUCUUGAUAUAGAAACUGAUUAUUGAUCAGAAGCCAUACUACUUAUUUGGAAGAAACAAAGAGGCUUGUGAUUUUAAUUUGGAACAUACAUCAUGUUCCCGAGUCCACGCAGCUCUGGUCUUCCACAAACACCUGAAUAGAUCAUUUUUGAUUGAUCUUAAAAGCAGUGAGUAACUUUCAGUGUAUAAGGUAUAAAUCUGAGAGAAGUUCUGCAAGCUUAAUCAAAUGUCCCCAACUAGUCAAAUGUAACCUGUCUUAUUCUUUCUCAUUACUUACUUGUUAGCUAGUGUUGAGAAGACAGCGUCCCUGUAGUUGUUAUUUCUUAUUUCUCAUUUCCUUCUCUGUUGAAGCCUUAAUUUUGAAAUGUUAAGGAGAAGUAAGGUGCUGAUCAUUCACUGAUAGGAGUUUUUGAGUUCAUAAUACUGAGGCAAGGUCAGAAAUAGUGUACUAAGGCAGUCCAAUUGAUGAGGCUGAUAUCAGGAGGCCCUUAAACUCUUCUGACUGUUAUGAAAGGGCAAUUUGUACAACUUGUUAAAAAUUUCACAGGCUGGGACUAUUUUACAAUAAUUCUUAACAAAGAUGUGUUUUUGGUUUCUGUUUUCAUAUUCUUCAGCACACGGUACUUUUAUUGGCACAAUACGUUUGGAGCCUCAAAAACCAACACAAGUUCAGGUAGAUAGUGUGAUAAGGUUUGGUGCAUCUUCAAGAAGCUAUGUUCUACGAGAAAAGCCAGCAAUUCCAAAUACUGGACUUAAACAAGCAGAUGAUUCAGGAAAAAUGGAGGAUGAUAAUGAAGAAAGUUCAAAAGGAGGAUUACUGGGACUUCCUGAAUCAGACACAGAAUUAGAUGUGAGAAUUAACAUUUUGAUUUUCUUUCAAACAACUACUUCAAAACCUGUAGUGAGAAAACCUUAAAUUAACCCUCCCCAAGCUAACAUUGGUAUGCGCAUUCUCCACUCUGUUCUUCAUUGAUUUCCUAGAGUACUGAUAAGGAGAAUUUGUGUAACAAUCAAGGGAUUAUUCAGCUGUUGAUCAUUUCAUUUAUUCUUUUGACAUUGAUUCAGGGGUGAUAUUGUUAGAAGAAAUAAAAUGCUGGUCACUCGUAAGGGUCAGUGAGUUGAACAAACACCCUGUUUUUAGUAAACAUAAGUCUUAGUCAUGGAUGUUUCCUUUAUUAUUUAUAAGAAAGAGAACCUAUACUCAGCUCACCCUUCUAUAAAGUGAAUGCAGAACCAUAUUAAUUGAUAAUUAAUAUAUAUUUUUAAAAGUCUGUCAACAAAAGCAGCUAGUUUGCAAAGUUCAGACCAGCCUUUUAUGUAUUGAGAGGUCAAAAAGGUGAAAUUUGGUAGUUAAGCACUCAGUGAACCAAGAGCAUAUUCAAGAUAAGUAAGCUGGUAAAUAAACCACAAGGGCAGUGUAUUUGAUUGUCAAUGACCAAGUACACUAUGCAAAAAUACAUUGAUUACCGCCAUAUUUAUAAAAUUCAAUGACCAACACUGUGUCCUUUUAUUUGCUUGAAAUUGUACCAGUAACUGUGAUAAAAAAAAUUGUUUCAGGAAAAUAUAUGCCUAUGAGACGCACCUAAACUUUGGCAGUAAUUUUUAGUAGAAAUUAGUAAUAUCUUGAAAAAAACAGCAUGCCUUAUAACCUAAUAAUUACAGUAUUUUUACUUAUGUCUGGUAACAUCUCACUGCUUUGGACAUUUUGUGAAAUGACUUAAGUAACAGAAGAUAAUGUGUAAGUUAAUGUAAAUAGCAAUUGUAGAUAUAAUUUUGUUCUUAGCUAUGCUAUAUUUUUUGGAUGGAAACAGGACUUAACAGAGUUUAACACAGCACAUAACAAAAGGAUUUCAUCUCUUGGCAUAGAGGAAGGAAGUACAAAGUUAACAGGUGUCACGUCCUUAAAACGGAAACGGAGGUCCUCAUUAUCUGUCCAGUUUAGAGAAGGAGAAGAAAUUAUUAAUCCAGGUAAAGAUCUAGGUCGAAUUGAUUAAUUUUGACAUUGAAUACCUUCUGAUAUAAAAAAUCAGGUUGGUGUAUGAAUUGCUUAUGAGGAUUCAAACUUUUACUAGUUCCAAGUGGGUGGGUGUAUUUUCUACCAGCUAUGGUGCAGAGUUCACUGCCAGGAUACAUUACACAUUCAGAUACUUUAACAUUCAGUGUCCUAACAACUGUAAGGGUAGCAAUGUUAAAAGCAACUUAUGUAGAGACAGAGUUCAAAAUAACUGGAACUUGGCUAUCAAAUUAAUUUACACAAUGAAGAUAUAGAAAAAAUUUAAUGGUAUUUAUCACAAGCGUAAGACGAAGAAAACCUCAGCCUAUAAAAUCAGAUGCUCCACUAACUGAGAUUUACAUGUAUGCUGAGUUCACAGGUUUACUUAUAGCCUGGUCUUCUAAAUAUGAUCAGAUUACUGAUUCAGCAUCUUACUUUCAUAUUACUUUCAUAUUCAGAAUUCAGACAUUCCUAAGAAGUAUCUUUGUUCAUAAUCUGUAAAAGUUGAGUUCACUCAGAAACAUUGAAAACAAUAACUCCACUUGAUUUUUUUCUUAUUUCAGAGGAUAUUGAUCCCACAGUGGGAAAGUUCAGAAAUAUGGUUCAAACAUCUAUUGUUAUUCCAAACAAGGUACUGUACAUUUUAAAUGUUAAUUUUUAUCUGGUCAUAUAUCAUGGUCAUUGGUAAAUUAUCUUAUCUUUUACUGGAGCUGUUGUAGGGAGAGCUAGAUGCAACCUCUGCCUAAAAGAGAAAUUCCUGAUAAUUUACCAACCUGACCUCUCAUCACUAAAUAAGCAUAACGAACUCGUAUCUUCACGCCGACACAGAAACAAAGCGUUGCUAUGCAACAGCUGAACUUUAAAGUUUUUAAGUUUACUGCGUAUUAUGUAAAUUUUCCUGAUAUAUACACGAUAGUCACAUGAAUAUUCUUUCAUUAAAUCCCUGAAGACUGAAGCGAUUCACAAAACAGGCUUGUCGGGAAAAUAGUAGUUGUGUCCUUUUUUCCUCUUAAAAUAUUUAUUCCGCUCUGCUUCAAUGUAUUGAGUACUGUUCCACGGGAAAAUCGACUUGCAGACUCCCUAUAUAUUUUUAUAUAUAUAUCUCUCUAAGUGUAAAGGAAAUAUUAAGGCCAAUGUUUGAUGGGGUUAUAUCUUAGUGUAAGGAAAAACUGAAGAAAACAAAAGAUAAAAAUCAAUCUAACUGCAAAGCUUUAAAGCUGAAUCUAAAAUGUAUACUAAUUCUUGGUUAGCUUGAUCAUCUUUUGAACAGUGCAGUCAGGGCUCUUUCUCAGUAUUUCAGUUAGUCUGUUGUUUUACAGAAAAUGCGAGGACCAGUUUCACCAGUUGGAAGCCUUACAGAGAAUAUUACGCGCCGCCUCCAAAGCUUUCCUUACUCCCAGGGUCUCUACUCCAAUCUCCCUGGCACAGGAGGUGUACCAGAACCCACCAGCCCUACCUCACCCACUGCACAACAUAAACCUCGAAUGUCUAUCACAUCAGCCCCUGAUGUAUCCUCACCAGAGCUGGCUGAGGUCCCUGUCCAUCAUGCUCCAGAGCCCAUCCCUACUGGGCCUGUUGUGCAAAAUGCAACAAUGAUAAUUGCAGAAGCUCCUAAAAAGAAGAAGUAUGCUAAGGAAGCUUGGCCUGGAAAGAAACCAACGCCUUCUUUGCUCAUUUAGCAACUAUUUAUAAGAAGACUUUUUAGCUUAUUUCAAGAUUCAAAAUGGUUGAGUCUAGAGUUCAUGUUUCAUGCCAAGAAAUCUUUAGUUUUAAACUUAGUGGAACAUAGCUCUACUGUAUCAUGGGCCAUGUCAUGGCUUAUGUCAAGCAAGAUACAGGGACUAAAAGCACAGAUUAAAGAGACUCCUGGAUGCAUUUUAUACUCUCUCUUUGGCAACAUGAGAUAGGAACUACGAACACAAAAUACUAGUGAGAGCUACAGAGUGUUUGGCAUAAACACUUCAGCAGUAGAACAGUUACUGUUCAUGGUGUGACAUUUGGUUUGUGCAUAAGGAAAGUCAGGUUGGCCCCCAGAAGGAGUUGGUAUUCAUCAUUGUCACAAUUAUUUCUCCAUCUGGAAAGAACUAUCAGCUAGUCAACUGUGUACAAGAACUAAAAAAAAUUAGGGAUGUACAAAAAUAUUACAACAUUUUGUUUUUAGCAGAUUAUUAACUGAAAACUUAGAAAUGGUUUUUGCCGUAGGAACUUUUUGAAUUUUACGUGCAAAUAAAUUGGCCUGAGACAUUUACAAAGUGAGCAACUCACAGUGUUAUACACUCUAUGGAGCUUUGUGUGGCAGAGGUUUGUUUCGUUCCCCUUCCCCUCCUGGCCCUGAAGUUCAAAGCUGAGAAGUCGAGGUGAGAAUCCAAUUUGGAUUGGACAUGGAUGGACUAAACAACAAGGC